AUGGAUUUCAAGCAAAAACUGCUCGAGGAAAUGAAUCGUAAACGCAAAAAAGUCGCCGAAGUCGAGAAAAAAGACGGCGGCGCGAAAUUCUUCAAACGCGGCGAUUUGGAAGCGCAACGAGAAGCUGAAUAUAUUGCGAAAAAAACGGAAAAAGAAAAACAAAAGGAGAAAUUGAUCGAAUCACUCAAAACUGAUGCAAUUUCGAUGAAGUCGGCAUUAGUUGAGCGCGAAGUCGAUGAACGAACGCCAAUGGAAGACGUCCGACGAAAAUUGCGUGCUCGCGGUCAUCCAAUUCUGCUUUUCGGCGAAACCGAGAAGGACGUGAGAAAACGGCUGAGAGCCCUUGAGCUGGAGCAGCCCGAUAUGAAAGAAGGAUGGUCGAACGAGCUGCAGACGGCGAUGAAGGAUAUCAACACACAAAUCGAUAAGGAUAUUGUCGAGGGCAAUGCGGAGAGCACGUCGAAGCACGAUGUAGCGCUUCCAUCGGGCUACGAUGGAAAUUGGGCGAAAAUCGAGCACGAUUCGAAAAUGCUCACAGUUGGCGAUGAUAUGAAACGAGAAUGCGAUAUAAUUCUUUCGAUAAUUCGAUAUUUAUUGGCGCGUUGGGGAAAAGAUUUGAACGAUCGGCCGAUUGAAGUCAAAAAAACGGCACAAGGAAUGCUGGAAGCUGCUCAUCACAAACAAACAACAAUGCAUUUGAAAUCAUUGACGAAUUCAUUGGAAACUUACAAUGUCAACAACGAUAUUCGUCAUCAUUUGGCCAAAAUUUGCCGACUUUUGGUGAUCGACCGAAACUAUUUGGAAGCGAACAACGCUUAUAUGGAAAUGGCCAUCGGAAAUGCGCCGUGGCCCGUCGGUGUCACCCGAUCUGGUAUCCAUCAACGUCCGGGAUCGGCAAAAGCCUAUGUUUCGAAUAUUGCGCAUGUGCUCAAUGAUGAAACACAAAGAAAAUACAUUCAGGCGUUCAAACGUCUAAUGACCAAAAUGCAAGAAUAUUUUCCGACGGACCCUUCAAAAUGCGUUGAGUUCGUCAAAAAACCGGCACAAUCUUAA
Caenorhabditis bovis is the source of this 1053-nucleotide messenger RNA. Lineage: Eukaryota; Metazoa; Nematoda; Chromadorea; Rhabditida; Rhabditidae. The record is from the annotation of a GenBank genome assembly.